Messenger RNA from Aedes albopictus (Asian tiger mosquito), 4038 nucleotides. It is a transcript of the gene tadr, whose product is annotated as solute carrier family 7 member 14. Lineage: Eukaryota; Metazoa; Arthropoda; Insecta; Diptera; Culicidae. Gene Ontology annotation, cellular component: plasma membrane. The transcript is spliced from 10 exons. The record is from RefSeq and is a predicted model, not a curated record. Gene Ontology annotation, molecular function: L-lysine transmembrane transporter activity; L-ornithine transmembrane transporter activity; L-arginine transmembrane transporter activity. Gene Ontology annotation, biological process: L-arginine import across plasma membrane; L-ornithine transmembrane transport. The coding region runs from base 715 to 2727 and encodes 670 amino acids.
CGUGGGGUCAAGGGUACUUUUGAGGGUGGUGGUGGUGGGAAGAUUGAAUUUUUCCACGGUCAACGAUCCUAACCCAACCAGUCAGUGAUGCGUGAUGAUGGUCCCGCGUGUCGUAUUCGGGAUGGUGAUUCGGAAGAGUGAGAUUUGAAAAUCAAACACGAAAGCUCUUAUCGCGUCCCGUCGGUCUAAUCGGGGUGGUGUCGUGGUUGGGGCGACAAAUAAGUGAUUGACCCACCCUACCGCUUACCGUGAGAACAAGUGUUUGCCAUUUUCCGUGAUCGAAAUAGGCUAACAGCUAACAGCCCAUCGAUUUGUGGCCUGCUUUGAUUGAAGAGUUUUCUUCCGAAAAUGUGCACCAGCACCAGUUUCUGUGCUAGCAGUGUGACCUGAGGAAAGCCCAAAACGAAAAUGAACGGUGCCCAUAGAAGAGGGUUCGAGGAAAAACAAAGUGCUCGCGUGCUAAGAAAUAGGAUCCCCGAAACGGAGUAGGCUAUAGCCAACCACGUUGUGAUUAAUUAUAAAUCAGCUCUAGCUCUAGCCGGGCCUGCUAGGAUCAACAGCGACCAACCGAGCAAGUGAGUGAGUGAGUGAGUGAGCGACCGAGGAAAAGCUCCUGCAAAGUGGAAAACAAACGAAUAGCUUCGGUGCCUUCUUAGUAGGCAUUGGGUUUCGUCGGUAUUCGUCGAAGGCCAUCCGGCCUAAUAGCGCUUGAACAUGGUCCAGCCGUCAUGGUCCGUUGGAAGCGCCAUUGCCAGCGGGACCGGUGGCCGUUGGGCGCUGGGAGUCAUCAUCCUGACGCAACUGAUAGCCUACAACGAAACGGGGGGUCCCGGCAUGAUGAUAAGCAUGACCAUCGCAGCCGUGUUUGCUGUGUUCUCGGGUGUGUGCAAGGCCAGCGUCAAAUCACUGCAGAUGUACUACAUUCGGACCACCCACCGGACGGAUUUCCUCUGUUUGUUCCUCGCCAAGUGGAUGGAUAUCCUGGCGCUGUUUUCGGCAUGUGCUGUUCUCGUCAGGACGCUGAGCUCGUCGCUCGAUGCCAUGACCGGUGGUCUGGCAAGGAUGUAUAUUUUGGGUCGCAACUCGCCGGCAAAUGAACCGUGGCCGGACGUGAUCGGGGUGGUGGUGAUUUUCCUCCUCACCGGGAUGUUCAUGCUGGGACUGGAAAAUACGAAAAUCUUCAGCUUCCUGAUGGUGUCCGGAGUGGUGGUGUUUGCCACGGUAAUUAGUGUCGUCGCUGGUUUGCGCGGAAACUUUGAGCUGUUCGCCAGCGAGGCCAUUCUUCCGAAGGGAGUCGUGGGUCUUCUUUCCGGCACGGCGCUGUCGUGCUUCGGCUUCUCGAACGACCUUCUCAACGGCAAUUACUGCAAACGACUGUUGGGAUUUGCUGUUGUUUUGGGGGUGUUGUUAUCAAACGAGCUAAUUGGUGCGUGCCUAACAGCGGUGAUAAAAUUUAGUACCACCCACGAGUACGAAGCCGUCCCGGUCUUGGCCAUCCUGGAGAACAAAGACUUUCACAAAGCGAUUCCGGCGGUGGCCUGCCUGCUGGUGUUGACUUGCUCCGGGGCACUCCUGGAGUUGUUCCCGGAAAUGUUCUAUCAGAUUGUUCAGUUGACCACUUCGGAUUGGAAGAUCCUGGCCAAACAGAUCGGCUACGAGAACAGGGACAGCGGAAGUCCGAUCCUGGCGGUGUUCACCGGGGGCAGCUUGUGUGCGAUGUUGGCCUUCGCUUGUCCGAUGGAGAACCUGAUGUACAUUUUGGCGGCUAGUCAUUUGAUGGCGGUUGUGCUGAGGGCGUUCUACUUGCUGUAUAUUCCACUAAGGCCGCAGUACAUGGAGCAGCAGAAUGAUUCCUCUUUGGCGUACAGCCGGCUUAAUACUGCUCCCAAACCCGCCCCAACUCAGUCGAGUUCAACCAAAACGAGAAAAGCGGUCUGGUUCUUCCGGAGACCAUCGGUAGCUUCCAGUGCUCACAGCGUGCUUGCCGGCAACCGUACGGCCAAGAACGGUCCCCGCGAAGAACACGAACGCGAAUGGCUACUACUGGGAGAACCUCCAUCGCCCAAGGUUCCGGACAGUCCAGCUAACAAUGUAGAAUCGACUGUUCUAUCGGAUCAGGUGUCCGACAUUGAGUGCAUCGCGCUGGCCAAACCGGAGAAUACGGAUAGCGACGAGGAGAGUAGCACCGACAUCGAUGCCAUCGUGGACGAGUACCGACAGAAGGUUAAAGUAUCGACGGCUGGCCCGCUGGACAACAAUACGCUGAGGCUUCCUUCGGCGACCAGCUGGAAGCUGACGGUGGUAUUCAUUGGACUGAUCGUCACGGGGUGCGUGCUGACGUCCACAGGGCUGAUGCUGUGGGAAACGAAUACAAUAAUUGUCGGAGUUAAUCUGGUCUUCAUUCCGUCCGCCAUUUUGAUGCUAUUUCCAAAGUACGACCAGACUACUUCGACCACGCCGUCAACACUCACAUGUACGAUAACGCUGCUGGGAGCAACCGUCUUGUAUUCUGCAUCAUUCCUCCAGUCAUGGCCUGCUUUGCUGUUGUGGUUUGUGGCAGGUCUCUUCCUAUUCAUCCGGUGCGACACGUGGUGCUGUCUCUGUCUGGAGCGUCCGCCAUCGACGCAGACACUGAUCGCUAGCGUUUCCGGAACCAGGACUACCAUCCGGGUGCCCCGACCUCCAAAAGGAUCCAUUAUUCCGUCGCGCAUUGCUGGCCACAGCUGACGACAGUCCGACAGUUCGGAAAGCGAAUUUUUCGACGAAGAGGACACGGUUGAGGAGUGGACCGACUGAUGGGUCUAAGUAGGCGUGGGGUUUGCAUAAUAUCAUCUCUUGACAGAGCAUUCUGGUUGUUUUGUGGACAUUUUUCUGAUCUAUUCACCCCGAUUCAUAAUCGCUGUUGCUCCAAAGGAAAACUGAUAACCAGAUACAUACGUGUGAUUUUACAAUAACAUUCGAAAACGAAUUAUGAAAAAGUAUAUAAUGCUGUUAACGAGAGAAUCAGAGGCCGAAAGACAAAAGGUAAGGAUAUAAAAAUGAUAAGCCAAUGUAAUUUCAGAAUAGAAAUUGAGAUGUAGCUAAUCAUAGCAAAAAAUAUCAAAACACUACGGCCCCGAGUACGUGAUGUCAAAUAUUUGACAAGAAAUGUACUAAAAAGUAAACAUCUGUUUGACACAGGUGAAUAUUCGAUCAAGUCAAACCAGAUGUUUGAGCAUUUAUUUGUUCUUGGUCAAAUAUUUCACCAUGUUGACUUAUUCUUCCCGAUCUUCUGUCUCUCGACCAUGCGUUCUUUAAUAAUAUUUGUCUUUCGACAUUUUGUCAUACAUUCGAAACUGUAAACCUUUACAUGUGAUACCAAAUGUGGAUUGUUAAAUAUAAGACCGAUUGAAUUCAAUUAAAGACGUAGUAUCGAAUAAUUUCUCUCUCAUGUCAAUUUAGAAGUAAUAAUAUAAACAAUGAAGAAUCUGCUAACAAAGGAAUAAGCCAGUUAAAUAGACAAGCAAUCAUUUCACCGAAAAGUAUUAGCUAGAUCGAACCUGGAAGAAUAGUUUCAAAGUGCAAUAAAAAGGACGAUACCAAAGCAAAAAAAAGUCUUAACAAAUUAGUCAGAUGUAGCAUUUUUACGAAGCAAGUUAAUUUCGAUUAAAUUUUAUUGCAAUAAUCAGUAGACAGCCUUAAGCUCAAUAACGGCAAUUAGGGGAGGUAUCUUAGAAUGCCUAUCGGCAAUUCAAACGUUAAAUAAGACUUGAUUUGCAGCCAAAGAGAUCACAUAUAGUAGUCGGUGAGAUAGUUUUGAGAAAAAAAAAGGAAAAUCUCACAAAGAAGCGGCCUUUCCGUAGCGAACAGUAAAUUUUAGAAACAGAACAACAGAGGACAUUAUUUUGAAAAAUCAUAGCUUAACCAGUCAGUAGUUUGCAGAUCGAAAAACAGAUUUUAAUAUAUUCGCGAAAUUCUUGCAGGUUUAACGAAGAGGAAGAGAACUAGGCCGUAGUUACGAAAUGUGAUUUGAACAAGUUUGCGCAAUGGAUGAAUUUU